CAGUGGCCCUCAGCACCCAUCCAGCACAACACCACCCUUCCCAAUUUCUUUGCCUCUUCCCCACUGUGACUGUCCUCCUUCCCACUGCGACUGUCCUCUUUCCAUCUGUGACUGUCCUCCUCCCCCAUCUGUGACUGUCCUCCUCGCCUAUCUGUGACUGUCCUCCUUCCCACUGUGACUGUCCUCCUCAUCUUUGACUGUCCUCCUCGCCUAUCUGUGACUGUCCUCCUUCCCACUGUGACUGUCCUCCUCAUCUUUGACUGUCCUCCUCCUCUAUCUGUGACUGUCCUUCUCCCCAUCUGUGACUGUCCUCCUCUUCCACUCUUACCUAAAGUCACUAUUCUGCUGCUGGCUGGUUCCCCACCUCAUUCAAACAGUCUUAUCAGAUUGAUUCAACUUCUAGUUUGUCUGGACGCCAAGUAAUUAUCCAUUACUCUCGUGGUCUCCGUCACAGCUUUACCUUCUAUCAAAGUAUAACACUCAACGAUGCUGUUCCAAACAUUACUCAACCUGAUUUUGGUUGUGGUGGUGAAGCUGCCUCCUCCCUCCGCCUCUUACAGAGUGGAAAACCUUCUGAUUGACUUCGACUGUGGCCACCUGGCGGACACAAUGGACAGUAUUUGCCGCACCUACCAGGAAUUUAACGACACCCGAGCGGUGAGGUCGGCCAGAGAUGCAUCAUUUUCUGCCAGUGUCUCCAUGUAUGACCCCGGGAGUAAGAUUGCUGUUCGUCAAGUAUACCAUCCAAGAGGCAGGAAGUUGGGUGUCAAGUUUACUGUCCCUGAUGCCAGGUUGGGUAAGCAGGAGGCGAUGACAGUGAGUCGCGAGGCCGCCCAUACGUUUAUAAAGACCCAGAACUACAACCGUCGCCGCCGUAACUCAGAUACGACAGACAAUACAAGCAGCACUAACGUUUAUGAUGAGUGUUGCAGCGAGAAAACAUUGAAGACCUGCGUCUUCGAUGAGAUUGCCCAGUACUGUGAACAGUUGGAGGACGGAAUCUACGUCAGUUCUUGAGGUGGGUGAGCUGGAGGUAGUGACGGUGGCCUCUUUAACUCCCCUACCAUUAUCAAGACACUGACCCGUCACUGCCGAUGUUAUAUUAUCAAGACACUGACCCGUCACUGCCGAUGUUACAUUGUACUCAGCAGAAACGAGCCUAUUGACCACAUUUAUAUUCUAUAAUUCUUAAUCAAAUGUUUGUUUCUUAUUAUCUUAUGUUGGUGCAUUAAUUUCUGCCUUGUUUGAAUCUGUGACGACUUGUUUGGUUAAGCACUUUCUGUAUUAGUCCAAAUUUGUUCUUUUUUUAUCAUGGCUUUCCAGCGCCUUCCAUUAAAUAAAUUCGUAUUGAUUAUUCUGUCUUUUACUUUUGAAAUAAAUUGUUUAGUUUUAUGUUAAAAAUGUUGCACAACUCUUCAGCUAUUGAAGGUUUGUUUAUAUCCGAGUGAGCGCGUCUCUGAAUGUUCAUAAAUAUUAUGGAAUUGCUGCAGCAUAAACUACAACUGUAAAAUAAGUUAGAGAAAUCCUAUGUCCUGUCGUAUUAAGUAAAUGUGCAAAUCUCUUAUCU
Cherax quadricarinatus is the source of this 1567-nucleotide messenger RNA. RefSeq lists its product as uncharacterized. NCBI's taxonomy places the organism in Eukaryota, Metazoa, Arthropoda, Malacostraca, Decapoda, Parastacidae. The record is from RefSeq and is a predicted model, not a curated record.